CAUCAAUAAAGUCUGAGAUAUUAAAGUCAAAAAGUGGAUCUUCUGCCCUCCAAACUGAGCUGAGAGUUGCAAACAGCACCAUGUUGACCGCAGGAUUCCUCCUCAUUGGCCUCAGUGUACUGAGUGUUCAUGGAAUUGAUACGAUUCUGGACGCCACGUACAUUGAUUAUGGAGAUGACUACACCACAGACUCACCUAGCCUUAAUGUUGAAUUAUCUGACUGGUUGUUUGAACUCCUGGAUGAGCCCAAUGUUUGUGAUCCAAAUCCUUGCUUCUCUGGUGGCUCGUGCCAAAGUAAAUCCGAUACAAAUUUCACAUGUUUAUGUCCUGAACCUUACAUGGGCAAGAGGUGUCAAAAAGUGAGAAACGUUUGUGAGAAUAUCAGAUGUGGUCAUGGUACCUGUGUCGUCAACCUAAAGAAGCCCCCGUUUUAUGAGUGCAAGUGCAAACCUCCCUACCAAGGCGCCGACUGCAAGACAUUGCCGACGUCUCCCUGUGAACCCAAUCCUUGCCAGAAUGGAGGCUCUUGCAUUUGUGGAAACCGCAGAUUCCGCUGUGCUUGCAUAAAUGGAUACACUGGGAAAUUCUGUGAAACUGCGUCCACUGACUGUUAUGUGGGAAAUGGAGAGACUUACAGAGGUAUGGUCAGUACAACAGAUGAUGGGUUGGAGUGUCUGGACUGGCAUUCCAAUUUCAUUUUGAUGAAUGGGGAUGAUCCUUUCACCAUGUAUUCCUCCUUCACUGGACUGGAAUAUAACAACCACUGCAGGAACCCAGAUGGGGAUGAGAAGCCCUGGUGUUUCUUUAAAAAUAAAAAAGGCAGACUGAGCUGGGAGUACUGCAAAGUCAAGAAGUGUUCUGCUCCAGUCACUCCACCCACGCCUGUCAAGCCAGAUCCUGCAGGCCCUGCCCAGUUCUCCCAGUGUGGGAUAACAACCUUUCCUACUCGCACUAGUAGAAUUUUUGGUGGUAGCAAAGUUUUCCCCGGUAGCCACCCCUGGCAGGUGUCCGUGCAGGUCAAAUCUACUGGCUUCAACACUGAGUUUUACCACUACUGUGGUGGCAUCCUCCUAACAUCCUGCUGGGUCCUAACUGCUGCUCACUGCAUUCAACCGCUUUAUGAAUACCAAGUGGUGUUGGGAGGAGUGAACAUUCAGAAAGAUGAGGUGAUGGACCAGACCAUCCCAGUGGUACAAAAAAUUGUCCACGAGGACUAUAGGGAUGCUGCCUCUGCUCUCUUUAAUGAUAUUGCUCUGCUUAAACUCAAAGUUAUCGACAGCCCUUACUGUGCCAAGGAAACCCCCUUUGUGAGGGCUGCAUGUCUACCAGAUGGGCCCUUCCCAGCCGGAAAGGAGUGUGUGAUCUCUGGAUGGGGAGCCACUGAAACAAGCAGCCACAGCAGCCAGCUGUUGAAAGCUCGUGUUCUCCUGAUCUCUCAAGAGCGAUGCAAUGCUCCUCAUGUCUACAGUAAAAGACUGGACAGCAGUAUGAUGUGUGCAGGGACUUUGCAGGGCGGCAUCGACUCCUGUCAGGGUGACUCAGGCGGCCCAUUGGUGUGUGAGCAAAAUGGCACAAACUACAUCGCUGGUGUGGUGAGCUGGGGCGAUGGCUGUGGCGAGAAGAACAAGCCUGGUGUCUACGCCAACGUCAACACAUUUAUCGACUGGAUUAAAAGCAAGAUCAACUGAAGAUUAAUGAGCUGAACUGUGAAACCCUGCCCUAUCCUGUUAUUUCAGGAAAGAAAAGUGACUACAGAUUAGGUUGCCUGAAAAAAACUGUUUAUUAUAUCAGCAAUAAAACCAAGCAUUUACUCCCAGCCCAGCUUUGAGUUAAAACAGGCACUGUUACAAACUCACAAAGCUGAACCUGCCAGACAAAAUGUUGUUCACACAUCAUUUCAGUAAGCCUUUACCCCUCACUGAGCCUAGCUCAAAGUGCACUAGUUUAUUAGACCUGGAAAGAAAACUGCUUUUUUAGCAUAGUUUGUCUGUGCCUUGUUCAUAUGAACUUACAGGAUGUGUUCUUCACUAAAGAUAAAAAACAAACAAUUAAAAAAAAUCCUCUGCUCUUCUCAGUGUUGGCCAUAAAGCAAUAUCUGCUCCAGCUCCCAAUCUUCUGAACACUCAAUUUACAAAAGCAAAAUGCUUUCCAUUUAAUCUUUCAUGCAGUCCUGAACCAACCUAAAUUCAGAUAUGCCAAUAUUUAUGUUUUUGAUUGAACUGAUGUUGAACAUGGUCCUUUAGAGGUAGUUUUAUGAUCUAUGUAUCCCAUUCAUGUCAAAAAAUGCACUGCAUUCAAUCCCAAAAUAAAGUUUCUUUCUAAAUUC
Messenger RNA from Scomber scombrus (Atlantic mackerel), 2326 nucleotides. Its product is annotated as hyaluronan-binding protein 2-like. NCBI's taxonomy places the organism in Eukaryota, Metazoa, Chordata, Actinopteri, Scombriformes, Scombridae. Gene Ontology annotation, molecular function: calcium ion binding; serine-type endopeptidase activity. Gene Ontology annotation, biological process: blood coagulation; proteolysis. The record is from RefSeq and is a predicted model, not a curated record. The transcript has 13 exons. The coding region runs from base 81 to 1688 and encodes 535 amino acids.